Molecule: messenger RNA, 580 nt
Organism: Gryllus bimaculatus (two-spotted cricket)
Lineage: Eukaryota; Metazoa; Arthropoda; Insecta; Orthoptera; Gryllidae
Source: the annotation of a GenBank genome assembly
AGAGUGGAUUGUAUAAAACACGUCGAGCGAACAUCUACAGCAUUAGCAUUCGUGUACAGCUUCUUUCGCUCAGACAUGACAGGAUAUAAGGUACUCGUGUUGCUAGUUGUGGCUUCACUCUUUUUGGUUAACAUUAAGGCUCAGCUCCAAAAGGAAGGGAGCUGCCCACCGCCUGGUAUCGGUUCAUGUGUCGAAAAUUGCUUCUGGGAUUUCAAUUGUCCCGAUGAUAUGAAGUGCUGUAGUAAUGGUUGCGGACGUACGUGCAAACCUCCAGAAAAUGUUUGGCCCACCCGCAGAGGACCAUGGAUAUAGUAAUCCGUUGACAAUAGGUGCCUCAGCUUGUCCCGUUCAUCCUGAAGCCGCUGCGAGUAAAAUGUCUAGUGCCAAGCCUAUUCCUUCAAACAGUUUUGUAUUCUGCCACGUGCAUUUUUCCUCCAAAAGGUCAUUGAAAUAUAAUUUUAAAUAUGUUCGUUGAUAUUAUUUCUUCUUGAUAUUUUCAUUUUAGAAUUAAUCCUUACAUGAUUUCCUCUCUAGUACUAAGGAGUACUGUACAAAAAGACUCUUGCAUACUUACUAAAUA